Molecule: messenger RNA, 8495 nt
Organism: Salvelinus fontinalis (brook trout)
Lineage: Eukaryota; Metazoa; Chordata; Actinopteri; Salmoniformes; Salmonidae
Product: contactin-2-like
Exons: 23
Coding region: 412-3531 (1039 amino acids)
Biological process (GO): cell-cell adhesion; brain development
Molecular function (GO): cell-cell adhesion mediator activity
Source: RefSeq, a predicted model, not a curated record
AAACGAGUGAGCAACGACAAAAGAAGAGCGAGGGUGGGAGGGGCAACAAAGAUCUGUCAGAUGAGGCUUGAGACGCUUCUAUUUUCUGUGUGGUCUCCUUUAUUACAGGGCGUUCUGAACGGGCAGCAUCAGUGUGUCUCUUGCGCAUGAUCAGCUGUCUACGCAUCCCUUCUGCCGGGAGUCAACACAUAUCUCAGCAUCUCUCCGCCAGAGACAGAAAGAAAAACACCUCUCCUCCGCUAAUUGAGUCAUCCCCUUCCCACCUCCUUUUUCAUCCUCUCCUCCUCCCUCUCUCCUCCCCCCUGCACAGAGUGUUGUCCCAAACAGCUCAUCUGGGGUGGCACUGAUAAGCCUCUUCUCCUUCCUCCUGGUGUGGUUCUGAUCCGGUUCAGUUCUGAUCUGAGCGUGAGAAUGGUGCGUUUGCUGAUUCUGUUGAGCCUCAGCUCUUUAGCUCUGAGCUACGCUGUCGGCGGGGACGUGUGCAUAACGGGUCAUGACAGUGGGCCAGUGUUUGAGGAGCAGCCCAGCAGUGUGGUUUACCCAGAGGGUCUCAGUAAGGGAACAGUUACUCUCAGCUGCCAGGCUAGAGCCAGCCCUGCUGCUACGUACAGGUGGCAUGUGAAUGGUACGAAUGUCCCGGUAGGGGACCCCCGGUAUACACUGGUAGCCGGUAACCUGGUGAUCAGUGGUCCCCAGUACGGCAGUGACGGAGGCUCCUACCAGUGUCUGGCCAUGAACCGCUGUGGCACCAUACUCAGCCGCGUCGCCAAUCUCAAAUUCGGCUACCUCCAUGACUUCUCUGGGGAAGGGCAGAGCCCAAAGACAGUGUACGAAGGUGCAGGUGCCUUCCUGGCCUGUCAGGCCCCCGCCCACUACCCAGCGCUGUCCUACCGCUGGUUCGUUAACGACUUCCCCAGCUUCGUGAAGCCUGACGGGGGUCGGUGGUUCGUCUCCCAGGUAACGGGCAACCUGUACCUGGCCAAGGCGGAGCCUAACGAUACAGCAAGCUACUUUUGCUUCACCACCAUCGACAUGGACAUCAGUACCAAGAGUACCUUCAGCAAGGCCAACCAGCUCACCGUGCAGCCAGACGCCAAUGCCAGGAGGUCAGCUCCUGCUAUCAAAGUGCGUUUUCCAGCAGAGACCUACGCCCUGGCAGGACACACCACCCAGCUGGAAUGCUUUGCCUACGGAAAUCCUGUCCCAAAGUUGCGUUGGAGGAAGGUGGAUGGUCUGUUGCCGUCUAAGGCCGGGGCCAGUGCAGAGGGACCCAUCCUCACUCUGCCUGAGGUGACCUUCCAUGACGAGGGAGUGUACGAGUGUGAGGCCUACAACUCUGAGGGCCGUGACACACAGCAGGGACGCAUCAACGUGCAAGCCCAGCCAGAGUGGCUGCAGGUGAUGAGUGACUCUGAGGUGGAGAUCAGUUCAGAACUGCACUGGACCUGUGUGGCUGCUGGCAAACCAAGACCCUCCAUACGCUGGUUACGUAAUGGACAGCCCCUUAACACACAGGACCGAGUGGAGGUCAAUGGGGGUCGUCUGAAGGUCAUCAACCUGGCACUGGAGGAUUCUGGGAUGUAUCAGUGUGUGGCUGAAAACAAACACGACACCAUCUACUCCAACGCCGAACUGAGGGUGCAAGUCCAGGCCCCAGACUUCCGCUCCAACCCGGUGAGGAGGUUGGUCCCAGCAGCCCGAGGGGGGCAGGUGAUGUUGGAGUGUCGGCCGCGAGCCGCCCCAAAACCUACCCUGUUCUGGAGCCGUGGCACUGAGCUCCUCACCAACAAUAGCAGGGUGACAGUGACUCCAGAUGGGAUCCUGUGGAUCCACAACAUCAGCAGGGCAGAUGAGGGGAAGUACACCUGUUUUGCUGAGAACUACUUGGGCAAGGCCAACAGCACUGGACACCUGUCAGUUAGAGAUGCCACUAAGAUCACCCUAGCUCCCUCCAACGCUGACAUCAACCAGGAAGAGAACGUCACGCUGCAGUGUCACGCGUCACAUGACCCCACCAUGGACCUCACCUUCACCUGGGCUCAUAAUGGAGCUAUGCUGGACCUGGAGGACCCCGCCGGACCGUACCACCGUGUGGAGGGGAAGGAGACCAUAGGUGAUCUGUUGAUAGUGAGUGGUCAGCUGAGUCAGGCAGGUACAUACAGCUGUACAGCUCAGACCGUGGUGGACAGCGCCUCAGCCUCCGCUAAACUGGUGGUCAGAGGCCCCCCGGGACCUCCUGGUGGUUUAGUGGUGAAGAACGUUGCUGAGACGUCGGCGGAGCUGCGGUGGAGUCGUGGCUAUGACAACCACAGCCCCAUCGGGAAGUAUGUCAUCAUGGGUUGCUCCCCACUGUCAUCCAGAUGGAGGACGAUGAGGACAGACCCAUCUAACAUUGAAGGGAAUGCUGAAUCGGCUCGUGUGGUUGGCCUGUUGCCCUGGAUGGACUAUGAGUUCCAGGUCAUCGCCAGUAACAUCCUGGGUAGUGGAGAGCCUAGCAUGUCCUCUCACACCGUACGCACCCAGCAAGCAGCUCCCACAGUUGCCCCUAGUGGACUAGGUGGAGGAGGAGGAGACCGCAACGAACUCAUCAUCACCUGGACCCCCAUGGCCAGAGAGUACCAGAAUGGAGAUGGCUUUGGCUACAUCCUGGCAUUCCGGAAGCGGAACACUCCGACGUGGGUGGUGGAGCGUGUUUCCAACGUGGAGUCGUCUCGCUACGUGUACUCCAACCAGAGCCUGUCCCCCUACUGCCCGUUUGAGGUGAAGAUCAAAGCCUACAACCGUAAAGGAGAGGGUCCCUUCAGCCAGAUCGCCCUGGUGCACUCUGCAGAGGAGGAGCCCACGGUGGCGCCCUCGAGGAUCAACGCCACGGCUCUGACGGCAUUCGAGAUGCAGGUGUCGUGGGACCCGGUCCAACACCUCAGCGCCAAUGGCAUCCUCAGAGGUUACGAGAUCCGGUACUGGCGUCAGCAUGAGCGGGAGGCAGCUGCAGACCGUGUGCGUACAGCCGGGUUGGAGACAACUGCUCGUGUGGCAGGACUGAGACCCAGCACCCGGUACCAUGUUACCGUGCUGGCCUACAACAGCGCUGGCACAGGACCAGCCUCACCCAAAUCCACUGUCACUACCAGGAGACCACCUCCUAGUCGCCCCCCUGGCAACGUGUUCUGGAAGACUGAUGGCUCAUGGGUAACUGUGAGGUGGGAUCAUGUCAAGGCCCUAGACAACGAAUCAGCUGUACUGGGCUACAAGGUGUUGUAUAAGCAUGAGGGCCAGUCUGCACUGAAGGUUCUGGACAAGGGGAAAACGUCCGUCACCCUGCCCCUACCCAAAGACAAUGGCUAUGUGGUCCUGGAGAUACGCUCCUGGGGGGAGGGAGGAGACGGAGCCGCACACGAGACCAUUGUUUCCCGCGACUCAGGAACUGGAAUGAUGGUGCAGAACCAAGCAAGUUCCCCAUGGUCCAAUCACGCUCCUCUCCUUCUCACCGCCACACUCUCCCUCACUCUUAUUGGCUUACUGGACCUGUGAUCUCCGCCAGUUCCUGGACAUUGUGUCAUAGUCAUGGUGUCAAGCCUAUUGUUCAGAUUCACCUAUCUAUUGUUUUGUUGUGGCGGGGAGGGGAAUUUGAACAGGUGGACAGGGGUGUGUGGUGGGUAAUAUUUUGAAGCAAGGGGGAUGGGGGAAUUAAAAUGAUUAAUGGUUAUUUUAUUCUUCUUUUUAUAAGAACAUCAUACCGGGACAUUUUUUAAGUGUGUGUGUCUAUUGGUUUUAAGGGGGUGGUCAGACUACCUGAUUGUCAAUUACAUUGGUGUCAUUAGAACCAUGCCUUAUGGGGAAACGAGAGGCUUUUGUCCUCCUUCACAGCAGCAGGGCAAUGCGUCACACUCUCCAUGUGUCCUGGCUUCCCCUACUCUGCUAUGAACCCUAAGCUCGAUAGCGUAUUUCAGUCGUGCUUUCUGAAGUCGGUUCAGUUUCGUGUAGUUUAAAAAAUGUAAAAAAUGGUUUUCGAUUUCAAUGUUGUUGUUUUUUUACAAUAAAUGCACUAUGCAUAAUGUGGGUUGAAUGCUGUAAUAACACAGAUUUUUGUUUUUUAAAGCCCCAUGAUGGUAGUGACUACCCAAUACUGCAUAUCACUUAUUAACCAUUCACAUUACUUUAUUAAUAAAAUAUGUCAGUUGUGUAUGUAUACAUUUGUUUUAUUUGAUAACUUUGGACUAGAUUCAAUCAGAUCAAGCAGUAACUGGCAACAGCAGACACCCGUGCGGGUGGAUGUUUUGGAGGUGUCAGAGGUGAAACUGUACUGCAGUCAAAUCGGUGAGCAGCUGCUCUGGCGAUCAUCAUCACGAAGCUACACCCGUAGAAAUAAUUACACUGAAAUUGUAAAAUCAUUCAACUUAAAUAAUAAGGAUUUCCAUCAGACUAAUCAAGGUGUAGAUUACAUCUCACAUUCUAGUGUUCAAAUUUGUAAUCAAGGCUGCAUGUGAUUUCUCUUAUUGUGACUCAUUGCAGCCAAUGGUAAUGUCCACUUUAGGUAUAAUGCCGGGAGCUGCUUGGGGAUUUGACAGCUCUAACACAGUUCUACCUACUACACGGUCAAAACAUCAGUUUUGCGGAUGUUGGCUAAAGCAGAUCUGAUUGGGCCCUUUUUUAUUUUAUUCUAGGUCAUUGUCUUAUCUCUGCUCAUGCAGUUGCAGCCAGCCAGCCUUCUAUCUCUGUGCUCCCCAAUGAGUCAUCCUAUACAUUAUCUGGCUAUAGAGCUGCUGCCUACAUUGUCUGACGAAAUCACUAUUUUAGUAGUUCUUCCAAGUAAAUAAGGCAUACUUUUACGACUGCUGAAUACCAACUAUCAAUCACGUAUUGUCGGGUAGAGAUGCCUCGUGAAGAAACAACUGUUCUCUCGCUCCCUCCCUGCUCUCCCUCUCCGUAUCUGCUCCACAAACUUGACCGGACAAGUAAGCACGCAAUGGAUUAUGGUCAUUAUAGUUAAUUACCACAUUUUCUGCAGUAAACUCUAGAGAAUAUUGGGCUGUUGAAAAGUACAUAUCCCUACUACAUCACAGUUCGCGCUUGAUCUGAUUUCUCUGUAGAGAAACGACGCAUUGAGCUUACAGUAAAAAAAAUGAGAAAUACAUGAAAUUCAAAUAAUUGAACCGACAUCGGUCAAUUAGUUCAUUAAAAAACAAAAAAUAACAUUUUGGUUAAUCGCUUAGCACUAUAUGUCACCCAACUUAACUUCUGUAUGUAGAACAUCAUGUGUACAUACAGAACAGUAGACAUCUCCGGUUCACUCAGACACUGACCAACUCUUUGUCUCUUGAAUAAGAUGAAGGGGGGAUUAAACAGUGAUGUCAUUCAUACAUCUCAUGGUUCUUCAGGAAGUCUACUUCAAAUUGAACUCCCUGUGAAUGAACGCUGGCUUACUUUCUUAUGACACGACUCUUUGUCUCGUCCUAGGAUUUUCUCCCCGUGUGUUUGUUUUUUUUGUUUCAUGUGAUGUCGUUAUGGCGGUGACAGCGUCCGGAUGAAUAACUUCACUCGUCCAAAUGAAUGUUUACCUUUAUGUUUAUGUUGAGAACUCGACUUGAUAAAUAUAUUUAUCAGUUCUUUGUUUACACUUUUUUUUGUGCCUGCAUUGUCUAGAAGAUUCAGACACAAAUGGAAAACAAUUUACGUUCAGUGUUUUUGGGAUGGUUAUGAAACCCAUCUAUGCUGAAGUGUAAGAAUAGUAUUUUGCCAUGGCAAUUGUUGCAAUAAAACGAUGAAAGCGGGUACUGAAGACUGAUCACAAAGUACAGCGUUAUCGUUCACCUCUUACAUAACAUGUCCGGUUGUUCAUUAACUGUUACUAAUCAUGCAACACUUCUGCCAUAAACACUGCCUGUCUGAGGAGAGUUCACAGCAAGGGUACGUCAUCUAACGAACAUGCCGCAUCUGCUAGUUAAUCAUGAAGCCCUUGUGGGAUUGAUUUGGGUGGAAAGCAAGGAUAAUACCCACACACUGUUUAGAUGUUCCCAAUCUUCCCAAAGUUACAAUACUAACAUGUCAACCACUGUCCUUGUCAAGCCUGUUGCCACUGUAUAUUAAAACCAUGGCAGCAUUUGAACAGUGGGUAUUCUUUUUCCAUAUGUGAUACCCCCUUGCACCUGUAAAGUCUGUGGAAUGUGUGUUCUGUAUAAUACCUUGAACUAUUGAUUUGGGGCAUCGUCGAGUAGUUCAAUGGUAAACAGCCAUUUGAACACAGUGUGUCUGUUCUGAAUAUAACUACCGGUAGAUGAGGCUUAGGCAACAGGAAACAAAAUGGCAACUACUGUAUGUUGUCUCUUGUUUUUUUGUUUCAUUUCUGUUGCUCUGAAACAUUCAUAGGCAGGUUGAAGAGUAGCUGUACUGUUCUGCUGCUACAUGAUGUUCUAUGCCGUAGAACAGUGCAAGGUAUCAAGAAGUUUUGUGGCACUUCAGGGUUUGUGGGUCAUCCUGAAUUGUAAUUGUAAGUUCAUGAUUUCGAUACAUCUCAGGAGUGUAGGAAUCAAACAAUACUUUUUAUGGUUUGCAAGCGGUCCGGAGAAGCCAAAAUCAUAUUGUGUUUUGUUAUUUGUAAAAGUCUGGGAGGUGAAAAAGGUUUGUUGAGUAAGUGGUUGGAUGAUGGUUUUUCUGGUGUUUUAUUGUGCCCGCAACUCUCACGUUGCUGUGCCCGCAACUGUAUAGAAGUUAUUAUGAUGUUAUUGACUCUCUUAAACAGACAUCGGUUGAUUGUCAACAUCAGAAUGAGCAAGAUACAAACACACUCUGGACAUGAAACAUGGUGAUGACAAUCUGUUAGUACAGCAACAACACCAGUACAAUCUUAGAAAAAAGGGUUCCGUAAGGGUUCUUCACCUGUCCCCAUAGGAUAACCCUUUUGGGUUCCAAGUAGAACCCUGGAACCAAAAGGGUUCUCCCAGGAAUCAAAAAUAGUUCUUCAAAGGGUUCUCAGAUGGGGACAUUCGAAUUACCCUUUUAGGUUCUAGAUAGCAUUUUUUCCCCCGAAGUGUAUACCCAGAGUGUAUACCCAGAGUGCCCAGUAGUGACAGUAAUAUUGUUUUUAUAAUACAUAGACAUAUUCAGCACCACACUAGUCCCCACCUGGCAGUUUUUAUGUUUAGACCAACGAUGUUGUUUGGAUUUUAGUGUGUGAAGUUACUUAACCCUGUGCCUGACGGUGUUCAGGGUCAUUUUAUAUUGGAUUAUAUUGUUGUGUUUUAUAAACUGUUUUUAUAUGUGGCUCAAUGUACCUUAAAAGAAAGAGGGCAGCUUAAAAACAUGUGAAUAUCCAGAUGUCUUGCAGUGACGACUUACUUGGGGAAACUCAAAUUCACACUUCGUAGUUGAAGACAGUGAAUGGUACUACUGGCUGGCUAUACAAAACUGCAGGACAAGGGAGUCAACUUGACUCUCUUUCAACCUGCCUGUCAAACUGUAGUCAAACGUUGCUGGUGAUAUGAUAUCUCAUUCUCCUCCAUGUAGCAGCAACUGCAGGGUCUAACAGAUGGCCGGUAAUGCUGUAAGCUACUGGAUCACCCAGCUCUGAGCUCACCGUACAGUAUAUCUCAUCUAGCUGUUCAAUAAUGUUCAAGAUAAACUGAUAGAGCCGCCAAUUGGGAAAGCAGCCUAUGUUCCAUCAAGAGCAGGAUAGGAGUUAUUGUAGUAAAGAAAUAUAUAUACACUGGAUCUCACUCAUCAUUGGUCUGUAGAUACUGUGCGGUACUGUACUGCUAGAGUACAGUUGUUAGCACACACUUAGCUCACAAACUCAGAACAAAUGGCCUACUCUCUGGUGGCUAGUGUUAUUCCUUCUUCACUAAGCACUGGUAUAGGCCUGAAAGACACACAAGUACACGUGAUCUGCCCUGGCUUGUUUUCUAACCCAAUGGGAAAUAUUGGAAACACUGCCUUUUUGGUUAUGUACUUAAUGCUAGCUUAUUUGCGUAAUGCUAGCUCAUUUGCUAGCUCAUUUGCGUAUGUGUGUGUGUGAAUGUUUUUGUUAACCCAACGCUUUUCGUAUGCAAAGUUCCCAUCAGCUAAGUACCCAUUAAAAGUAAUUCUCAUCUUACAGCAUCUCUGUAAUACUAAGGUGACAUCUUUUCAAACCCCUGUUCUCUGAAUAUUGUGUCAUUUUCAAGAAGUCUGAUUGGUCGGUUCAAAUCAAACUUCCUGGUGGAAGCUACAAUGGCUAUUGAGGUAUAGCUUGCCCUUAACCACAGAUCUAGGAUCAGAUUACACAACCCCUAAUCAUAACCUGAACCAUAAAGGGAUGAAAACAAAUCUGUCCCUGUAUCAGUGGUUAAGGGCAACCUGUUUUCUAGGAUGUGUUUGUCUGUCAGCUGGCUGGGCUGAAAUGUUGAAAUGUUCUGAUACCAUUGGGCCCUUCUAAAUCUGUGAUUAAAUGGGAAAGUGAAGGGGAGGUAUGGCACUUGUAAAUAUUACUCAAUAAACACCUUGGGAUUGUAUUUAAAUCA